This is a messenger RNA of Mizuhopecten yessoensis (Yesso scallop), 6121 nucleotides long. Its product is annotated as deleted in lung and esophageal cancer protein 1-like. The transcript is spliced from 38 exons. The coding region runs from base 148 to 5313 and encodes 1721 amino acids. Lineage: Eukaryota; Metazoa; Mollusca; Bivalvia; Pectinida; Pectinidae. The record is from RefSeq and is a predicted model, not a curated record. Gene Ontology annotation, biological process: negative regulation of cell population proliferation.
UUACUGUCGGAGGUAAAUUAAACUUAGCAACACCGAAACAAAAAUGGCGUCGGUGUAAAAGCAAAUAAUUUGGUUUUAACCAUAUAACUGUUAGUAUACAUAAUACAGACUCGGCGACUCGGGAAGGAUAUUUAUCUCAAUAAGAAAAUGAAGACACAGCCAGUGCAGCGAGGGGAGGAACCUCCCAUGUUCCUCCAGCGGCCAUCCACAGGAAAAUCACAAGAUGUCCGCCAUAUACUAGCAAAGACUUUUCGGGAACUGUACACUAGGGACGCCAUUGGGGCAGAUACUGUAGCAAAUCUGGGUGUUUCAAAACAUGGCGAUGAUCCUUACCAUGAACGUUAUGUGGAAGCGCUGCAAAAAGUAUUUGAGGAGCGGCAGCGACGUUUAGAAGAAGCUUCUAAACUUGAGCGUCACAUCAUGCAAGCACAGGCCAGAGCCAUGUCAGCAGAUGAGCGCCAGCUCAACAGAGUCACAAAGAGCUGUGACAACUACUCGGAGCUGGGACUUCCACCUGGUCGUUCUUAUUUCCGAUCCUGCAUUGACUCUGAUUUGUUGAAGAAACACAAACUGCUGUCCCCAGAGGAUUACGCCACAGAGGAACAAUUAACAGUGCCUCUACCACAUGGUCCUAAAGUGCCAAGCUAUGCACGUGAGACUGUGUCAUCGCAGCAACGGACUCGUCCCUUUGACCAGGAAGAGGAAACACCCCAGCCACUUAUCUUUAACAGUCGAACUGAUCUUGUCCACCAAAGUUAUGUGUCGGACAGUAUCAAUGUGGAGCAGGAAAUUCUGGAGUCUGAGGCUGCCUCCUCUAUCACAGAAUCGGAUUUGUUUCCGAAGAGAGGGGGAUGGAAAAUCCACAUGAGUGAGGCUCAGCGGGAAGUUGAUAGAAAAGACCUUGCAAAUCUUCAGGCACGUGUGAAUUAUAUGCGUAAUCCAAGAUUUGUACCACCAUCGGCACCACCUGGUGGAAAAUCUCUUGUAAUGCCAUCACGUCCAAAACCAAAGGAAUUCGGCAUACAAAGUAAACCUGAUACCGGGAGACCAAAGGAACCAUCUGUUGUAUUCUUGGUGUCCCCACCAAUAGUUAAAUUCUCUGACUACAAAGUUGGUCAGGUUUAUGAGUUGACAUUGGAGCUGAAGAACGUGUCGGCUGUGAUGAGGCAGUGUACCAUUCUACCAACAACCACACAAUUCUUCUCUGUUGGACUGGGUCAGUUCCCAGGCGAGCAUGGCCUGGUAGCCCCAGGGAUGAGUUGUCACUAUGCAAUCAGGUUUGCACCAGACGCACUCAGGGACUUUGAUGAUGAGAUAAAGGUCCAGACUCUGUCUUCUAACUCUAUCUCUGUCCCCCUACAAGGUCGCAGACAGCCUCCAAGAUUGACAUUGCCACCAGUCCUGGACGUAGGAUACUGUCUGGUCGGAGGCUGCCAUGUUGUACAGUUCAUUGUGAAGAACGUUGGUGGCAAUGGCCGAUUCUGUAUACUGCCCAGAUCUUUGUGGCCAGCUACCAACUUCAAGUCAGUUGUCAGGAAUGGAAGUGUACAUAUUCAGCCCUUUGAGAUUCGUCCAUCUGUUCUGGAAUUGAUGAAGGGGGAGAGUGGGGUGAUUGAAAUUAUUUUCACGCCUCCAUCUGUGAAGAGUUACAGCCAGGAUGUCACUCUUGUCUGUGACAAUUGUCAUGUCAAACACUUCACCAUUAAAGGUGUCGCUCAGAGGGCUGGCGUGGAUCUUACCUUGGUGGAGCGAGGAGAAGGCAACAUCGCUCCCGGAGAGAUGACUGACAAUACUGCAGAACACAUGAUACGAUUUGAUGACCUAAACCCUUUCACAUACACAGAUCGUACAGUUGUGGUGAAAAAUUGCACAAACGUACAGAUGCCAUUCCAGUGGAUGAUUUACAAGCCUGAGAUGAAGGAAGAGGUUGACCUUGAAGGACAGAAAAAGGUCGUACGUGCCCAGGAUGUUGACUCCGUGUUCAGUGUACAUCCUCCAACAGGCAAUCUACCACCAGCCGGAGACAUUGAGUUCCGUGUCACGUUCGCACCACCAUUGGUGAAUGAGUUCCACAGUGUUUUACACAUGAUACUGAAGCAGAUCCCUCAGUAUGAGGAAGGAGAUUCGGCCAAACUUCGUAAUCGGGAUAGACGCGCCCUCCGUGAGAAGUCAAACCUCAGUGAUAGCGGGGAUGAGGAAGAUGAGGAAGAAGAACCCACAGAAAUCUUUCCUCCGUCAAGUGGUGUGAGACGACUGCGGGACCUUACUGCUAUGGAGAUAGAGGUCAAAGGUAACAGUGUGCCCUUGAAUGUGGUGCUUCACCCCUACGCUGUGUUCGUCCCGGGUCGCAGCCUUAUGGAGACCACCAUCAAGAAAAGAGUAACAAUGGCCAAUCACAGUCGCUCUACAAUCACCUUCCAAUGGCAGCCAUACAGCGAGGGCUAUAUACUGGAGAUGGAGCCACCGUUUGGUGAACUAGAUCCUGGGAUGGCCAUGGACCUGGAGCUGGGUAUCACUGGGGCCAUGCCAGGCAAGAUCAACCAUACCCUCUACUGUCACGUGAUGAACAUGACUGAGCCCCUCCAUCUCCAUGUGGAAGCUGAGUUUAAGGGUCCAGAACUGAUGAUCGAGGAGCCAGAUGUCAGCUUCGGCCUUGUUUGUCUGGGUAGUCAGGCCACCAAGCAGAUCACACUGACAAACCUGGCACAAAUCAUUACCAAGUGGAGUAUCCAUGAUAGUCCGGAAUUCAUUGACCUGGACAACGGUGAUGAUCCCAGUGAAUUUGUUUUCACUCCGGCCAGUGGGGAGUUGUCUCCCCUGGAGCAAAAGACAAUCUCCAUAGAGUUGAUACCAACAGCGGUGAAGACCAUCAAGCGUGUGUUUACCGUCCAAGUGGUGGAUGGCAGUGAGUGUAACAUUGGUGCCACUGCCGAGGUACAGGAGCCGCGGGUGUGUCUAGCUUCCUGUGAAGUGUGUAUGGACGAUGUAUACAAAGGAGUACCAGUACUCUGUCAGGCCACCAUCAUCAACCAGACACUGAUACCCACCUCCUUCUCAUGGGGAAAGAUCCAGGGAGGUCAUGCUGAAGACUGUGUGGUGGAGCUUGACCCCCAGUGUGGUGAGCUGGCACCACGGGAGGAAAGGUCCAUAGAUAUCCGCUUCAUUGCCAACAGAGAGGGAGAGAUCUCGGAUGUCCGGAUACCCUGUGAAGUAGCCGGGAUGGAACAGCUAUUGUUUUUGGGUUUGUUCUGUGAUGCUAAAGGUCUAUCUGUCACUUACAAGACCUCAGCCUUGGGACAACUAUCAAGUGAGUACUUUGAAGAUGUUUGCCUGGACUUUGAGGAGAAGGUGGACCUUGGUUCUACACCUAAAGUCUACCUACACAUCCAGAAUUUGUCUGGGAUCACAGCCCCAUACAGUCUCCACAUGGAACACUUCAUGGCCAAGCCACCAACCCCACCGGGCAACAAGGAUCCCAACACCUCAAGGAGCCAGCAGAGGAGGGUGAUGUUGAGUCGGACACCCAACCUGGCAGAUCCUCUCAGUAAGACACAGUCUAAGGCACAGCAGGAUUUAUGUAAAGCUAUGCUAUCACUAGGCCUUGGUGCCUCUUUCGUGCCCACCCCUGCAUCUGGGGUUUUACAGCCAUUCGGGGAGCAGAUUAUAGAGCUCGGAGCUUACUCUGAUAUGUGGGGCCUCUAUACUGACAACUUAAUGUGUAAAAUUGGAGACCUGGAGGUGUCAGCCAUACCGGUCAAGAUGAACGUUGUCGGAUGUCCACUUAGCUUCCAGAUGACGGCGGCGAAACCGGACCAAAAGCCCAUCGUGAGGUUUGGGACACACGUAUCAGGAGUGGCCGCCACUAGUCGCACCAUGAGAAUCAACAACACUAGUCCACUGGAUAUCCGCCUUGAUUGGCAGUUAUUUAACUUGGAGGAGGACGACACAAAAUUACUGGAUUUCAUUGUGGGCUUUGGUGAUGCCUUUCCUAAACGUGAUGAAAAUGGCAAGGAAGUCAUUCCACCAUGGAAAAAUGAGAAGCAAACUGUUGUGCCCGAGAUGCCAAAGAGGAUGCCUACAGAGUUUAUACCCAAUUCUCCCGACACCCUGCCUCCUCUGACAAGGGAGGUAACUCGAGUGAUCAGCACACCUACAGCACCUGCAGCCCCAGUUGUAGAGCCAGUCCCUAUAGAACCCCUCAUGAAGUUUGCGUCAGUUUUUGUCCGCUCACAUGAAGGUGUUCCCUGUGAAUCUCCAUACAAUAUCAAAAACAAACAAAUGAUGAUUCCAGCUAGAGGAAAUGCCAGUGUCAGUGUUAACUUUACCCCAUUCCCAACAGGCCAGGUGUCUGAGGAAACGGACUGCACUGGAUACGCUAUGGGAUUCAUGAGCCUGGACAAUAAUAAAGCAUGUACAGAAAACAAAGUGAGUCGUCUCCAGGGUUAUAACAUGUCCAAUCUGAGACUUGACAUGACUGCUCACCUCAAACCAGCACUACUGAAUAUUGAGCCUACCGAUGAAGAGGGCAUGAGGUACCGAUCAGCCAUGAGUGAUCUCCUCCUGGAAGGGGGCAGGACAAAAGAGGAGAGCUCCAAGGUAUGUAGUGCUGUCCUGGCCAACCACACAGAAACGCCCCUCACCUUUAAACUCAUUACCAAGCCUCCGUUUGUACUGGUGGACCUCAACCCCUCCACCAACCGCGCUGGUGCCACAUCCAUCCAGGAGACUGAGAUGCAGACCUUACGGCCCCAACACAACUUGUUGGUAAAGGUCGCUUUCCAAACAUCCACUGACCUCCUUGAUCUUGGAGAGGAAACAGAGGAAAAUGGUGAAUCAGACGAAGUAACGAGAAACCAGAAGAUUGAGAUCAACGACCACCUAACGGUUGAAUUUAACAACUCUGCAGUACAGAAAGUACCUCUCUAUGCUACCCUGUCUGUGCCUCAAAUACAGCUGUCCAAGCAAGAGCUCGACUUUGGGACCUGUCUUGUUGGUCAACAGCGGGAACUCCAGCUUCUCAUCUCCAACGUGACAGCAUCACACAGCUUCUGGACCGUAGAGACAGAAUCCAUGUUGCCUGGUUGCAGUCAGGACACAUUCCUGAUUACACCCUCUAGUGGCCAGCUAGAGGCACACAUCACCCAUAUCAGUGACAGCAAGACUCUCCUCCAUGUUUUCUUCACUGCAAAACAUGCAGAAUACUAUGAGGCUAUGUUUGUUUUCAAAGGCGUGCUGGGAGAAACGCCCCAGAGACUGGCCAUCAAGGGUCAAGGAUCGUAUGAUGGCCGUUUUGAGGCCAUUCUUAACGUAUGAUUUAGCCUGUGCUAUUAUUGAUAGGAUGUACUGUGAUACAAGAUGACUUUGACGUUGUUUUUUGAUAACUUUGAUUUUCAUGAAUUGACAUUAUUCAUGUUAAGUUUUGGUUUAAAUGUGAGAAGUAGAAUUUUAUUCACAUCCGUCCAAAAUAUUUUAUACCUUUUUUGACAUACAAGAUAUUUAAAAAGCGUUUUCAGCAUCUAUGGAUGACCUUGUGCAUUUGACACUCUUUUGUCGCUUGAAAUUAACUACUGGAAAUCACUUGAUAGGAUAGCUAUCAGGAAUUACUGGAAAUCACUUGAUAGGAUAGCUAUCAGGAAUUACUGGAAAUCACUUGAUAGGAUAGCUAUCAGGAAUCACUGGAAAUCACUUGAUAGGAUAGCUAUCAGGAAUUACUGGAAAUCACUUGAUAGGAUAGCUAUCAGGAAUUACUGGAAAUCUUCAUUAUUAAUUCCAUAGAUAUUAACUAUAAAUAUUGAAAUAGCAUCCUCCACUGUGAAUUAAAGUAUAGUGAAUAAGACCUACAGGUAUAGGUCGCAGAAUAUUUUAAAAAUAAAGUGAUUAACAGUGUAGAAGAGAGCUGAUCUCACCCAUAUAUGUUCAUCAGUCGAAUGGUCUCUCAUCAUAUCCUAUUUUGUUUUCCCCAUUUUAUGUUGACCAAUUUCAGGUGAUUGGAUGAACUAUAAGAGUAUUUUGUUUGUAUGCUUUCCAAUAAAGCAACAUUACUAAAUUUGUUUUUAUUAUAUUUUACUUUUAAUCAAUAUGGACAAAGUGCUUGAAUGUUGAGGGAUGAGUAUCCUUACAU